AUGAACAAUUUCAUUACUAGACAACAACAAAUGUUACACAAAAACCACAAUUUCAUCAACAUUACCAACAGUUUUAUAGCAAACAAAACGCUGAGUUUUAUCCAACAAUCUCGAAUGGGAGUGUCGAGCAAAACAAGUUUAAAAGCAAAGAAACACACGCGGCAAGUUGGUGAAAUGAGUAAGGCUUUUGCCCUGGCUUCCGCAGUGAUCGGUAUCCAAUUCAAAGAUGUUCCUGGAAAAAAUUUUAGGAGAGAGUUAAAAAGUUAUUUGUUCAGCAAGGUAUCUAAUAACACUACAAAACAAUCCUCUGAGGAAUGUCAAUAG
Molecule: messenger RNA, 324 nt
Organism: Helobdella robusta
Lineage: Eukaryota; Metazoa; Annelida; Clitellata; Rhynchobdellida; Glossiphoniidae
Exons: 3
Coding region: 1-324 (107 amino acids)
Source: RefSeq, a predicted model, not a curated record